This is a messenger RNA of Coregonus sp. 'balchen', 20134 nucleotides long. NCBI's taxonomy places the organism in Eukaryota, Metazoa, Chordata, Actinopteri, Salmoniformes, Salmonidae. The record is from the annotation of a GenBank genome assembly.
CCCCCAUCAACCCAGUCAGUCAGCCACGCGCAGACUACAACAUCUUUGUGGUGCCAAACCGGCGAAUUUGUUUUCCCCGAGUUUUAGAAUCUAUUCAAGUUACAAAUGACAUGCAAUCGGAGUAAGCCAUACGCAAGAGUAUAUCUACGGAAAGGAAACGAAAAACUACGUGCUAAAAGUUUUAGCUACAGAAGGGACAUUACUGCUUGCCCGUCUAGCUAGCCAUUGAGCUAGCUAUAACGUGCAAGGCUGUACUACAGUAGCCAGCUAAGCUUUCGAUCAAGUUCCGAAGAGGCAAUGUCUUUUCGUCGACAGAACGUAAGUUGUAGUCGUAUUAAGUUGCUAAGCAAGGGUAGCUUGCUGCUACAUGUAUUGUUUUCUGUAUGAAUUCUAGCUAGUUUGUUCGAUAUUUGUUAGCAGCUAAAAGUUGGCUAGCUAACGUGAGCUUUAUCGAUGGUGUCCUCAUUGACUUACUUGUACACUAGCUAGGUAGUCAGUCUGGUAAUGUCAAAUACUAUUUAGUAGACUAAAGGCAAAUUGAAUCAGUAUAACUGUUACUUGAGGUGUAAUUAUUGGCAUGUGUCACACCAGCAACAACCCGGUUCAGGCGGACGAAAAACCUCGAAUGGAACGGCAGGGCCAGCAGGUUUACCCCCUCAUAUCAGCGGGAACAAUACCAACAGAGCUGUGCCUGGAAGGUAAGCAUAUGUUCGGCCACAGUCGUCAAGCAAGUCCGGGGAUCUGCCACAUAUCCAUAGAGGUUUACCGGUCAAUACGAGGAUUACAGUGGGCGUGCCCAUGUGAAACGGAGGCUUUAACUCGAUGUUUAAAGCAAAUUGGAACGAAGUAAAUAUGAUAGAUGUAUGUUGCGGCCAAUGGCCACAGAUGGUCUGUUAAACCGACAUUGGUAUGAUUGACUGGUGUCCGAACCAAUGGGAUAGACGAUACAUUUGAUUGACGCAAAUAUGCCCAUUCACUUUCUGUGGGGAGGGGAUUAUCCGUGUGUUUGUUGUUUUUUCAAGCGUUUGCUUUAGGUUUUGUUUGGCCUGUCAAGUCGUGUGAUUUUUCACAGAAUCAACAAGACUGCGGAGUAACAGGGAUGCACAUGACUAAAAAGUAUUAACACUCUUUUGUUAUUUAUUGUAUUCAACGUGUCUCUCGAUAUCUAGCAAUUCUUAAAUUAUUUACCGGUUUGCAGUUAGUUUCCUCCUUACUAGCUGUCUUGUUUAGCUUGCCAGCUAACGUUAGCUAGACAACAAAUAGCUAACUAUUGUAUUGUACCUAAACUAGCUAUUGUUUAGAUUUUUUAUCGUAUGACAAUCUCGCCGGUUACUCCAAAUUGAUAGCCAGUUACUAGAUUACUUUAGUUAAAAUAGUUGCACGUUAGCAGGCUACCGCUAGGUAACGUUAGCUACAUUGUUAGCCAAAUCGCAUUAGCGUUACCUUCGGUUUUAGCUAACCCCAGUUAGCCAGCUUGUGUCAACACAGUUGUUUUCGUUAAGCCUCGCAAACAAUGUCGAACGACACAGUAAUAGAGAACAGAACAUGAUCCGCUACGGGUCUAGCUUGUCCCCCCCUAAUGUCAUAGCUAACUAACGCGUAGAUCACCGGCGUCUGCACGCAUCCGUGACGGUGAUCAGUCUUUUGCUCGACGACUGCAUAGACCGGUCUCCUAGAUCAUCUAGCCAUGCAGUCCUAUGACAGAUCGAGAACCAACACGCUAAAAAGUCCGUAUUUGAUCAACGCAAUGUCCCGUGGCCAUAAUGCUUCGCAAGUUUGCAUGUUAGUUAGCUACAUUGAAAGUGGUGCAGCUGCCGGCCUAUUUCUUGCUUUGCAGCAUUUUGCCCCCAAGACAGCUACACCCAUUUGUCUUGUCUGUUGCUAAUGUUCUCUCCUCACAUUCAGGACAAGAAAUACAAUGAAGCCUCCAUCUCAGCCCUCUCCCGUAAGUCACAUAUCAUGAAAUGUAGGCUAUCCAGCAUGUACUACAGCCGUUUUAUGUAACAGUGCAUAGCCUAGUACUCGUUUGAUGACAUUAUCUAGGUUGUCUUUCUCUUUGUUUGCUUCCAUACCAUUGUACAAAGUGAAAACUCUAAAAUGUUGAAAGGAAAUUGUGGGUAGAGUAAGGUCACAUUUUUGGAGCUUUGAAAUAGAGGUCCAUGCCAUACUGAAGUCAGACAUGUUUGUUUGCAACUCGCAGGUAUUUGAAGGUGUCUACAACAACACCAGGAUGCUUCACUAUCUCACCGCUGUAGUGGUGAGUGUUCAUUUGGUCAUUUAGGCCCUGGUCCACCAUGGUACCUUUGAUGCAACACAUACACUAUGCCCUAAUGUGCACUCUUUCCACUAUUUAAGUUGUCUACUAAUGUAUAUCUUCAUGAAAUGACCAAUAACCAUAUUAUUCUAUAUAUUUUUAUUAUUAUCCUUCAAGGGUUCCACCUGUGAUGUCCGAGUGAAGAGUGGAAAUGUGUAUGAAGGAAUCUUCAAGACCCUCAGCUCAAGGGUAAUUUUAUUCUACCUUGUAUCCGGCCGCGUCCGGGAGACCCAUGGGGCGGCGCACAAUUGGCCCAGCGUCGUCCAGGGUAGGGGAGGGAAUGUCCGGCAGGGAUGUAGCUCAGUUGGUAGAGCAUGGCGUUUGCAACGCCAGGGUUGUAGGUUCGAUUCCCACGGGGGCCAGUAUGAAAAAUAAAAUUAAAAUAAUGUAUGCACUCACUAACUGUAAGUUGCUCUGGAUAAGAGCGUCUGCUAAAUGACUAAAAUGUAAAUGUAUUAGACGGCAGGUAGCUUAGUGGGUAAGAGCGUUGUGCCAUAACCGAAAGGUCGCUGGUUCUAAUCCCCCGAGCGACUAUGUGGAAAAAUCUUUCGAUGUGCCCUUAAGUCAAGGCACUUACCCUAUUGUCUCCUGUAAGUCCGGCUCUGGAUAAGAGCGUCUGCUAAAUGACUAAAAUGUAAAAUGUAAACAUACAGGGGUGUUCUGCAUACAGACACGUUAUAGACCCCUCCUAGAAACAUGGUUGUGGUCAGAGGUUCACCUUGAUCUCGGGUGUAUUCAUUAGUCGGAUCUGUUACAAAAAAUAGUCAGUUGCACAUCUGAAUGCAUUCAACCGAAAUGUGUCUUCCGCAUUUAACCCAACCCCUUUGAAUCAGAGAGGUGCGGGGGGCUGCCUUAAUCGAUGUUCACGUCAUCAGCGCCCGGGGAGCAGUUGUUCAAGGGCUCUGGGAUUUGAACCAGUAAACUAUCAAAUCACAUUUUAUUGGCCACAUGCGCCGAAUACAACAGGUGCAGACAUUACAGUGAAAUGCUUACUUACAGCCCUUAACCAACAGUGCAUUUAUUUUUUAAUAAAAAAGUAAAAUAAAACAACAACAACAACAACAAGCCCAGUCGAUGAAAAUGGGAGCGUGCUCAGUCCUCUUUCUUUUCCUGGCCCACUGCUCUUAACCGUUAGGCUACUUGCCACCCCUUUUACCGUUUACUCUAGGGACUAGUGUUGUCACAAUACCAGAUUUUUGACUUCGAUACCAGGUUUACUCGAUACAUCACGAUGGAUACCAAAACGAUACUACAUCUCUAUUGAUAAACUGGGUAAAUUAAGAUGUAGCCUAUCCAAAAACAAGGUGAAUGCAUAUUCAAUAGGAGUGUGUGCACGCAUUGAGUUAUUGAGCUUGUUUUGGCUGAUUUCAUGGGGCUACAGAUGACAAUCUCUUUCUCUUUUCCCUUCGAUUUGGGACUUAUUUUAGUGUACUGAUCAACAUUUGCAUUGAAGUAGUUUAUUUUAUAAAAAUGUGCGCUGUCUACCAGUAAUAAGUAAUUCAUGAUGCAAGAGGGGGGCGGCCCGUAGGAGCUGUCAGUUCGCUGAGGCAAUAGAUCAUCUUUGGGAGAGAGACGUGAGAGAGACCGAAAUAAGAUAAUUAAUAUAUAUUUUUUUGUGUCAAUCAGCUUUGAAAUCAGCAUAUUUUGCAUUAUGGUUUGCGUUAUAGUUCACAAAGUACUAGGGUAGUGAAUUGAUGUUAGUUUUAGCUGUCAGCUAGCAAGGAAAGUUGGCCUACAAUAGCUGGAAGCUACCGGUGUCGUCGUGCAUUGUAAAGUGUUCUAGCCUAUAUUGACAUUGUUUUGCAAACAAUAAGUAACAGUCUCAAAAUUUCUGCACAUUUGACAGAAGUACCGAAAGUAACACAAAUCUAGUACCGAACAGUUUAUCAUGUUCUAUUAUCGAAAAACUACCGACGUUUUGGUAUACCAUGCAACACCAGGAGGGACCUACCUGAAAUUGUCCAAUAGAAACUUGUUUUCGUUGCAAAACGUUUUACGUUUGGAGUAAAUGGUUUCCGUUGCAAAAUGUUUUGCAACAGACAGUGUUUUGCAAUGGAAUCAAUAUAAUGACUACACCCCAGGUCACAUUGACCACUGCCUGCAGUCACUCUUCAGUUAACCUCAGUGGUCCUAAUGUGUGUUUACUCCAGUGUGAGCUGGUGGUCGACGCAGUCCACAAGCGGAGCGAGGGAGGAGAGGCGGAUGGAGACGGAGGGGGAGGCUUGCCCCCCUCCCUGCCCAGGAUCGAGGAGAUCACAGACACCAUGAUCUUCAGCCCCGGCGACCUGGUCACAAUGACUUGCCGAGAUGUGGACCUCAACUACGCCAUCAGAGGUAAGUGUGUGUGUGUGAGAGAGUGCGCGUUGUCAGUGUGACUGAAACUGAUUCAAGAUAAGGAUGUGUGUUUAAGUAAGCAGUCGAACUGAAUGAGACAGAUGGGAGGGUGAACCAAGUGUGUGCGUGCAUCAUUAUGUACCCCUAGUAGAUGACACAUUAUACCUUCAAAUUUGGGCAUUGUGUGUGUGUGUGUAGAUGCUUUCACAGAUACAGCAAUCAGCUCAUCGCGGGUGAACGGGGAGCACAAGGAGAAGGUGCUGCAGCGGUGGGACGGAGGGGACAGCAACGGAGAAGGCUUCGACCUGGAGACGGACACGGUGAGGCGCAUAGACACAGUAGCUAGUUUUCCAUCCAAUUCACAAUUUUUUUUUGUGAUAAAUAGAAAACUUGCCCAAUCUGGUUUUGGUACAUGCUCUCAAGACAAGUUUGCUGAUACAGUUGACAGGGGGUUAUAUGAUGAUAUGGAUAAGAGCAAGAUACAUAUAUUUUUUGAUAAUGGCAGUCAAGCACCAAUCAUCAUGUCACCAGCAUUUAAAUAACACCCUCAAUAUUGAUUGGAAAUGUCCAUGAAACUCAACGUGCCCUUAACCACAAUGUGAAGUUCAUAACUUAUUUCAUCUGCCUAUAAACCCUUUAUGCUUUUACACGACGUGAUGGUAGUAGGCUACAACAACGUAACAUAUCAUCGUGUGACUCCAAGUUAAUUUUUCGACAUGGUGGUUAUUACAGUGGGGGGAAAAAGUAUUUAGUCAGCCACCAAUUGUGCAAGUUCUCCCACUUAAAAAGAUGAGAGGCCUGUAAUUUUCAUCAUAGGUACACGUCAACUAUGACAGACAAAUUGAGGAAAAAAAAUCCAGAAAAUCACAUUGUAGGAUUUUUAAUGAAUUUAUUUGCAAAUUAUGGUGGAAAAUAAGUAUUUGGUCACCUACAAACAAGCAAGAUUUCUGGCUCUCACAGACCUGUAACUUCUUCUUUAUGAGGCUCCUCUGUCCUCCACUCGUUACCUGUAUUAAUGGUACCUGUUUGAACUUGUUAUCAGUAUAAAAGACACCUGUCCACAACCUCAAACAGUCACACUCCAAACUCCACUAUGGCCAAGACCAAAGAGCUGUCAAAGGACACCAGAAACAAAAUUGUAGACCUGCACCAGGCUGGGAAGACUGAAUCUGCAAUAGGUAAGCAGCUUGGUUUGAAGAAAUCAACUGUGGGAGCAAUUAUUAGGAAAUGGAAGACAUACAAGACCACUGAAAAUCUCCCUUGAUCUGGGGCUCCACGCAAGAUCUCACCCUGUGGGGUCAAAAUGAUCACAAGAACAGUGAGCAAAAAUCCCAGAACCACACGGGGGGACCUAGUGAAUGACCUGCAGAGAGCUGGGACCAAAGUAACAAAGCCUACCAUCAGUAACACACUACGCCGCCAGGGACUCAAAUCCUGCAGUGCGAGACGUGUCCCCCUGCUUAAGCCAGUACAUGUCCAGGCCCGUCUGAAGUUUGCUAGAGUGCAUUUGGAUGAUCCAGAAGAGGAUUGGGAGAAUGUCAUAUGGUCAGAUGAAACCAAAAUAGAACUUUUUGGUAAAAACUCAACUCGUCGUGUUUGGAGGACAAAGAAUGCUGAGUUGCAUCCAAAGAACACCAUACCUACUGUGAAGCAUGGGGGUGGAAACAUCAUGCUUUGGGGCUGUUUUUCUGCAAAGGGACCAGGACGACUGAUCCGUGUAAAGGAAAGAAUGAAUGGGGCCAUGUAUCGUGAGAUUUUGAGUGAAAACCUCCUUCCAUCAGCAAGGGCAUUGAAGAUGAAACGUGGCUGGGUCUUUCAGCAUGACAAUGAUCCCAAACACACCGCCCGGGCAACGAAGGAGUGGCUUCGUAAGAAGCAUUUCAAGGUCCUGGAGUGUCUAGCCAGUCUCCAGAUCUCAACCCCAUAGAAAAUCUUUGGAGGGAGUUGAAAGUCCGUGUUGCCCAGCGACAGCCCCAAAACAUCACUGCUCUAGAGGAGAUCUGCAUGGAGGAAUGGGCCAAAAUACCAGCAACAGUGUGUGAAAACCUUGUGAAGACUUACAGAAAACAUUUGACCUGUGUCAUUGCCAACAAAGGGUAUAUAACAAAGUAUUGAGAAACUUUUGUUAUUGACCAAAUACUUAUUUUCCACCAUAACUUGCAAAUAAAUUCAUAAAAAAUCCUACAAUGUGAUUUUCUGGAUUUUCUUUUCUCAUUUUGUCUGUCAUAGUUGACGUGUACCUAUGAUGAAAAUUACAGGCCUCUCAUCUUUUUAAGUGGGAGAACAUGCACAAUUGGUGGCUGACUAAAUACUUUUCUCCCCCACUGUAUAUCAAUAGUUGCACAUAACAGCGUUUCCACCACAAUUAUGGCAAUCUAUUUCACAGACCAAAAAAUGACGUUGAUGAAAAAUGAUGUUGUCGACAAUAGGAUGUUUUGACGACAAAUGUACUGUUUGUAUCCGGCCUGUUGUGAGUUUAAAAAAAAAAGUGUCAGGUAAUUACUCUCCAUGAAAUGGAUGGAUGGAAUCCUGGUCACUGACGCACACACACACAGACUUGGUGAGACACAGGCACACACUGACUGUACGGUUCUUCUGUCUCCGUCAGUCUAAUGGCUGGGAUGCCAGCGAAAUGUUCAAGUUUAACGAGGAGACAUAUGGCGUCACGUCCACCUAUGAUUCCAGCCUCUCCAUGUACACGUGAGUAUCCUCCCCUCGGCUCCUUAUUCUGAUUGUGAAAUAUGCUCUGUCUAUAUAGCUCUGUAUCAUUCUGUCUUAGGCAGCGUUUACACAGGCAGCCCAAUUCUGAUAUUUUUUCCGCUAAUCGGUCUUUUGACCAAUCACAUCAGAUCAUUUUCAGAGCUGAUUGUUCAGAAGACCAAUUAGUGAAUAAAAGAUCAGAAUUGGGCUGCCUGUGUAAACACAGCCUUAUUCACUCACAACACCCUUUCUCUCUCUCACACAUGUUUUUGAAUGACCUUGGAAGUCUUAUCUCGGUCUUUCUCCCCCUUCAGUGUUCCCCUGGAAAGGGGCAGCUCGGAUGGCUUCCGGCAGCGGGAGGCACGCGCGGCCCGCCUGGCGAAUGAGAUCGAGGGCAGCCCCCAGUACCGUCACCGCACCAACCUGGAGAAUGACGACAAGAGCGAGGAGGACAAGUACAGCGCUGUUGUCCGAGAGAGAGACGAGGGGAGGGAGAGGGGCAGCCCCGGAUUCCAGAGCAGUGCCGGGAGCAGGUGAGUCCGGAGGGGAAUCGCAGACAUACACACGCUUAGUUGUACACUCAACACAUGGGCGCAUAAACACAGUUGGCGAAACUGCAUCUGUGCGAGGAUGUAGGCUACUCACUCAGUUGGUUACACAGACAGACGUAACGCCACUCUAACAUACACUGAACAAAAAUAUAAAUGCAACAUGUAAAGGGUUGGUCCCAUGUGUCAUGAGCUGAAAUAAAAGAUCGCAGACAUUUUCCAUGAGCACCAGAAGCUUAUUUAGCUCACAUUUAGUACAGAAAUGUGUUUUCAUCCCUGUUAGUGAGCAUUUCUCCUUUGCCAAGAUAAUCCAUCCACCUGACAGGUGUGGCAUAUCAAGAAGCUGAUUAAACAGCACGGUCAUUACACAGGUGCACCUUGUGCUGGGGACAAUAAAGGCCACUCUAAAAUGUGCUGUUUUGUCACACAAUACAAUACCUUUUUAUUUAAGGUAUCUGUGACCAACAGAUGCAUAUCUGUAUUCCCAGUCGUGAAAUCCAUAGAUUAGGGCCUAAUGAAUUUAUUUAAAUUGGACUGAUUUCCUUAUAUGAACUGUAACUCAGUAAAAAAACAAAUGUGUUGCAUGUUGCGUUUAUACUUUUGUUCAGUUUAUCUCUCUCUCUCUAGGGAGGGUAAAUACAUUCCUCUUCCCCAGAGGGCCAGGGAGAUGGGUGUGUCCCCCAGCAGCCUGAGGGGCGGAGCCUCUGGUCCAAUACCCAAUCGAACAGGAGCCCCUGGCUCCUCGAGACCCUCCCAGGGUUCUGAUAGGAGCAGCCCACUGUCCGUCAGGGGCGCCUACUCUCCCCACCAGUCCCAAGCCAGCCCCCCGGCCCAGCCCAGCACCCCUACUCCCUCCUCUUCCUCCUCUCACCCGAUCCCUCACUCCAUCUCUCACCCACAAGCUCUGGCCGAAGCCUCACGCUCUUCUGUCAACGGAGGUAAGGCCUCUGUCUGUUUGGGUAUAUUGAGGGAGGGAGUGUGUGUGUGAGGUUUUGUAUAUAUUGAGUGUUAAUUGUGCUCUUUCUGCGUAUCAGUGUCAUCCAGAACUUCCCCCAAAGCCCAGAGAUCCGUACAGAGCAAUAGAACUCUGCGCAACCCAAGCUCCCAGUCCUCACCUGCAGGUACACACACCCACCUCAUCUGAAAGUGCACAGAAAGGCACAUUUCAACGACUCAUAGUCUAGACUAUUUACAUCCCUCACCUCUCCUUUUCCCUUCUCUCUCCCCGCAGUCUCUCGCUCUCCAAAACCAGACGACCCCGCUCUAGCUGGCCCCAUCUACCUGGACACUUCCUCCUCCUCGAUCGCCUCGGCAACACCCAAGUCCUCUGGCCCCACCCCUCUGUUCACGGUGGAUGGUGAGGAGGAAGAUGCUGAUUACUGCACUAUCUUUUUACAGAAUUGUUAUUUAUUGAUCUAUUGAAGUUCUUUUUGUGUAUCGUUUUUAAUGAAUUCUGUUCCUCUCUCUCUUUAUCUCUCUCCAUUUGUCUCUUGCUUUCUUUUUCUCUCGCUCUCAGUGAAUGAGAUCCUGAGCUCAACGGCUAAGGAGAGGACUGAAGGUCCAGCCAGCCCUCAGGAUGGCAAGAGUGGCAAAGGUUAGCUUUCCUUCCUCUCUCCAUUUGACUGGUCCCUGUCCUUUCCCCUCUUUUGAAAAAUAGAUUUUCUCUCUCCCUCUCAGUUCCCUCAGUCCUGCAGAGAACACAGUUGGAGGAGCUACGGAAAUUUGGCAAAGAGUUCAGGGUAAGUGUGUGCCUCGUGUCCAUGCAUGCCUGUGUUACCCAUGUAUGUUAUCUGAUUCUGACACUCUCGCGCUCUCCCACAGCUCCAGCCCAGCUCCUCCCCUUCUGCUGGCCCCGCCUCCUCAGAACCCGCCCAGCCCUCCCCAUCAGACUCCGCCACCACAGCCGAGUCCAAACCCGCCCCUGGCCACACUCCCUCCCAGGACCCCCAGACUGGAGAGGGGUCCUCCUUCACCCCUACCUCCACCACCCCUACCCCCUCUCCAGCCCCCAACACCGCCUCUCAGUCAUCAGGUCCAGACAGGCAGGCUGCAGGGACACCCCAGCCAGCCAGGACCCCUGGCAGCGAAGAGGGCGGCGAGCGAGCAGAGGGUGUGGCUGAGUAAGUUUGAACAGUACAGUACAGUAUUCCUCAGUGCAGUACAAUCUACUCCUAAGUCUAACUGUGGGUAUUAGGUUAUCUGUUAUAUGUAGUAGUGUUGAUUAGGGGGUGUAACUGUUCACCAAACCAAUGGUUUGGUAAGUAUUAAGGUUGUGGGGUCACAGGAAAAAUGUAAUGUCAUUCACAAUGUUCAGCAUUCACAAUGUUCCUAGCAUUGUCUGUUGUGACCGGAUUGGUAUGUUGGGCCUCAAGAUGUCCACUCCGAUGCUGCGUUUGUAACCAUGUGGGAGGCGGGAAUUUACCAGUUGUGAAGUUGUAAAUACCAGUUGGAUGUAUUCAUGUGAUUUUAACUCGUUGCGAAAUGCCGAUUGGCUAAUGGCCAACAACCUAUAACCAUAAACUAAAAGUACAGCUAUCAUGCAAAUGAUAGUGCUUUUUAUAAAUAAUGUUUUGUUGCAUUUAACUGCCGAAAGUGCUGUUAUUGAGGCCAUUUCCUUAGUAGGUGAUGUCAGAGGUCAACAUGUGGGAGAAGUUGGUGCUCAGGAUGAUAGAUGAGUUUCCCACUAGUAAUUACCAGUUUGAGGGCCGUUCAAGUGGGUUUGUUCCCAGUCGUAUGUGGUAAAUUCCCACUUCCCUCUUGAUUAUGAACACUGCCUCCUUCAGUGCCAGAUGCGCGUCUCACUCCGGGGUAAUGUGAUGGGCUCACUGUUAAGUAAGCGCAACACUGGGUGCAUAGGCCAAUUCAUUGGGAACUUAUGCUCUGGUUUGUGUAUAUAGAGCAAGUAACCUGUUUGCUGAAAUGGGCGCAAGAGGGAAGUUCGUAAACCUCUACUGAAACCCCCUAUGCUCAACCACUGAGAAUGGGUGCAUAAACGCAGCUAUAAACCACACUUUAAAGACCUAUCGCUCUUGUAAACUCUUUGGCCCAGUCAGAAUCAGCUGCCAAGGGCUGCUUGAAUGCAGAGGGGAAACGAUGUGUUGCUGUUUCUUUGAGUUUCCAUCUUGCUCCGGUAUACUGGGGUGACGCCGUCGUAAAUGUCAACAUAUUUAUAGGCUAUUCUCAUUGAGCAGUGGCGACCGUACAGUUAACGUUUUAUCCACAGCUCUCUGUCCAUUGCCGUUGUAGUCUGCUGGGAAGCCAAAAUGUUCCGAAACUGGAGAUUUGAAUGACGAUGGAGGAUCCUCCAAUUCUGGUUUAUCGACCCCACCACUCGCCAUCGUACAGAACUAGUUCCAGACUGUGCCUCACAAAAGGACAGUUUGAAAUGCGCCAGUUAAGAUUAGAAUUUGGAUUACAACAUGUGCAUAGGCUCUAGUUGUUUUAACAGAAUAGCCUACAAUGUUUUUUCAGCUCAGAUUUACUCGAGGCAUAGGCCUACAAUCCAUUCGGGUUCACAGUGCGGACUGAACUGAGGUCCUUGUACCGACCGGUUUGGUACGAAUAAGUGUACCGUUACACCCCUAGUGUUGAUAAGAUGUGUUGACACACCUUUCUGUAGGUAUUAUGCUAGGGCUGGGCGAUAUAUCAUGAAUACCGAUAUGAAUCCACAUACCGGUAUGGAUUUGUACAAUACCGUAUAUAACAAAUAUGUUGAUACAUUAAGUCAAAAGUGAGCCCCAAGCUCAGGUGGGCAAGGUAGUUGCCAUGUUGAGGAUGUAUGGAAAAGGGAUUUGAAAGAUGAUUUGGAGUACUCAUCUCGCUCUCCUGUGUGUUUUUUAGUCAGGUGAAGAAGUCUACGCUGAACCCCAACGCCAAAGAGUUCGUCUUCAAGGCACCCAUGACCCUGGUCUGUCACACACACACGCGCACACACACACACACACACAGGAAAGUAGUUGAGAACAAAUUCUCUCUCACAACAACCUGUUUGGCCAGGAGUCCAACUAUAUAUUCAGACACAUACUCGCACACCAAAUGUAACUGUGUGCGUGAUUUGUUCAACUAAACUCACAUUAUCUCACAAACCAACCUAAACUGUGCGCGUUCUCUCCUCCCCAGGUGAAGCCGUCCCCAGCCCCCACCCCCCCGCGGCCCACUCCUCCCAGCCCCUCCGUGGUGCUCCAGCCCCCCCCGGGACAACAGGCCAUCUACAGCACCCCCUACCUGUCCUACCUCUCCCCCGUACAGCUACAGGGACACUCUGUACAGGUAUGACUAGGACUGAGGCUGUGUGUGUGUGUGUGACUUCUGUCUCUGAAAAAUAAGCAUUAGUGUGUCUGGGGUGUAUACAUUUGAGGUUGGGGUCUAACUGUCCUUUGUUUCCCCAGGCUCCCCAGAUGUAUCAGUACACCAUGUCUACAGUCCAGCAGGGGAAAUAUCCCAGAGCUAAAGGUAUACACACUUACACCAUUCUGUUACCUAAUGAAUAGGUUGGUCGCAACACUGUCAUAACCGUUCUCUCUCUAUUCAAUGUUACGCUCUUUUAAUUUAGCAACUCGGGAACAUUUGAAAUCAACAAGUAAAGAACUAGAUUAAAGUUAUGACCACAAUGAUCAGUAUGUUAAUAACCCUCUCCCCCCUCCCAGGCCAGGUGGUAGGCCCUCGUCCGGACCACCACGGCUCUUCUCAGCCCCAGAUGCUCCAGGCUGCAGCGUCUGCAGCAGGCCCUCCCCUGGUGGCCUCCCCCUACCCCCAGGCCUACCUACAGUACAGUCAGGUCAUCCAGGGCAUGCCCCACUACCCCGGACAGGUAGCUAACUACCAUGCUAAUGUUGCUAAUGCUAACCAGGCCAUGCCCCACUACCCCGGACAGGAAGCAAACUACCAUGCUAAUGUUGCUAAUGCUAACCAGGCCAUGCCCCACUACCCCGGACAGGAAGCAAACUACCAUGCUAAUGUUGCUAAUGCUAACCAGGCCAUGCCCCACUACCCUGGACAGAUAGCUAUUGUGCUAGUGGUGCUGGCGCUAAUACUUGUCCACGCUUAUAACAGCAUAGGCCCGGAGACCAACAAUGUGUGUUGUGGAUGGAGGUUUUGUUUCAAUAACAUUUUCUGAUUCCCUUUUUUCACUCUUUUUCUUUAUUUCUUUCUUCCUCUCUUCUCUCCCCUUCUCUCGUUCUUUCUCCUCUCCCUAUUUCUCUUUCUCGCUCGUCUCCCCCCCCCCCCGUGCUAGCCGGUGUACUCCAUGCUGCAGGGUGGGGCCAGGAUGUUGACUCAGGCGGGCCACCCCCAGGCUCUGGGCCCCCCAGGCCCCCAGUACCCCGGACAGACCGAGGGGCCCCCGGGACCACAACAGGCCAUGUAUGGUAAGAUAACGUCUGUUUAAAAGUACACUGAGCAAGACUUCAUUGUAGUCGUGUACAGGACAACGUCCUGCUAACAGACAUUCAUAUCAAUACAAUUCAUUUCUUCUAAGACUGUCAUUGUUCAAGGCUCUUUGGUUUGUAAAUUAUGUUUGAAUCCACAUACAUGGUUCACGUUAGUCUUCCAUCUGUCUCUUAGCCCCCCAGCAGUUCUCCCACCAUUCUAGCUCCAUGCACCCUCCCCAGCCCUCCAGCACUCCCACUGGGAGCCAGCCCCCUCCCCAGCACACUGCCCCCAGCCCUGGGCACGGACAGGUAAACCAAAUAGCCCAGCAUUGUGUGUGUGUAUAUGCAUGUAUGUUUUGUCACAUACACCGGAUAGGUGCAGUAAAAUGUGUUGUUUUACAGGGUCAGCCAUAGUAGUACGGCGCUUUUAUGAGUUAUCUUUUUUACGCGUAACUUUUUCAAAUUAGGUAAUAUUAUUAGUUACUUUGUCCAAAAAAACGUGUGCGUUACUUUCAGAAUCGGGGACGUGUUUCCAUGAUCCGAUCUUGACUUCUUCCCUCAUUUAGUUCUCGAGCAAGUGGAGAAAGGCUGUUUUAGAGAGAUGUCAUAACUGCUGCUGUCCAUAGAAGUGUAUAGAGGGCGCACCUCUGAUCUUUGCUAUUGAUCGCUUCUGUGAUAGCAAAGCCCAUAGAGGGUUUUCCCUGUCUAGUGGAAAGUGUGCCCUUUAUACAUCUCUAUGGGUUGUGUAUGUGCGGUCUAUAACCAGAACUGGCAGCUCGAGAGAGAUUUUGAAUGAAAAGAGAACCUGUUCAGAUGUUUGGAUUACAGUCAGGGCCGGUGUUAUGGGCGGGCCUUAGAGGGCCUGGCCGACCCGACCCCGUACCUCCUUGCCCGUCCAAAUAAAAUAUUGAAAUAUUGAUUAUUUAUUUGACCGAGACGUGCAACGACAGAAAGACACAUCUAUCUCAGAUAUAGCAUCCAAGCGAGCGAAACGGCGCCCCUCUGUCUCGGUAUGUGUUGUCGCCUGCAUAGAGCCCCACAGUGGAGGUGUCAUAAUACCCAUAAAACCUAGCGGUCAAACAGGGAAAUGGUUCCAAUUGUUUUUCUUUUGCUUAACCUGGCGUAACUUUUCUCUCAGACAAGGUGACUUUUUUAUCAAUAUAUUCAGCUCUAUUUACUCUGAUUCAAACAUGCUAAUUAGCAUAAAAGUAGACAUCGUGCAAGACCACAAAUCCCUGCAAGCUCCUGCACGUCAUCUCUAGCUGACAACUUUGCUAACAGGUAUUGUGUCAAUGUAAAACUUGCACAAGACAGUUAACAGAAUUGUCCAUUUAAAGAAAUGUAGCCAAUUUAUUAAUUACUACAUUUAGCUCACAUUAGAUAGUUAAUCCAGAGAUUCUUACCGUUGCCUCCAUUCAUCAGUCUCAACCAGAACAUGGCAUUUGUAGUUCUUUAUGAUAGCCACAUUAGCAUUUCAUUUUGGUGGGGGUAAAUACAGGCAAAUAUAUUGAUAAAAAAGUAACCUUGUCCUAGAGAAAUUCAGUUAUCAAAACAAAACACAGCCCAUAUUUUAAGUGUUUCUAAAAAAAAUAAAACCUAUGGGGAAAAUGAAUGGUGGAAAAACUAUAGGAACCAUUUCCCUGUUUGACCGCUAGGUUUUUGGGGUAUUAUGACUCAUACAGUGGUACUCUAUUCCCGCCUUUGGUACAACAACUCCCAUUGUUAGGGCGGAGACGUGCAUUAUUAUAUACAUAUUUCUGGUUUCAGCCACUUGCGAAUUGGAAAGGAAAGUUGGUGGGUGCACAGUGUACUGUUCGGAUGUCUGGCUUACCCUACAUUGAUGUUUUGCCAAAAUUAUAUAAUUACUCCUGUCUAAAUAAAAUAGUUCACCAGAGAGCAUGACUCAGCCACAGAGUAUCAUUAGCUUCUUGAAGAAAAAAAAGUGAGUGACUCUUGUCAGUCAGUGUAUACUACCGAAUCGCAUCGGUGAGAAAGCCAUUCAUUUGGCUCCCUAAUUUGCAUAGGCUAUUGGUAGGCCUGGGCUUUUGGGCGGUUAUCUGCUGAUAUAUUAUGAAAACAUUCGACGAAGAUGGUGAAUCUUCACCGCAGCAAUAGGUAGUGGGGAGCCUCAUUCUGGUCCAAAUAUGAUAAUUAGGGCCCUCAUGGAAUCCAGGCAUUAAAACAGAAUUCAACAAUAUUCAGAAAUGUAUUGACCUUAGGAAGGAAUCAACUAAAUGUAUGGAUUCAAAUCAUCAAAGAUGAUGAUUAGUCGAUCAUUUGAGUCAGCUGUGUAGUGCUAGGGCAAAAAACAAAAAUGUGCACCCCUUUGGGUCCCCAGGACCAGGAUUACAAAAGUGAUUUGACCUUUUAAUUAAUUUUAAGAUAAUGUGGGCUAUUUACUUAAUUUUUCAGUUUUUAAUCAAAUAUAUAAUUUGAAAAACAAACAUCUUUCUGACAAUUCAUAUCUUGCAGUAAAACCGUUAAUACGACUAAUCUCAAGACGCAAAAUGUUUAAAGUUUAAUGUUCCCUUACUUAGAAAAUAGUCCGGAUCAUGUAGAUAUCCAAUUAACAAACUGAAUUCAUACAUUUUCUGUAAUUUAAAUUGUGAAGUAGUCUUUCUACACAAUACAACACAUUUUUCCAUCUGGGAGGUAAACUCAAUAGUUUUCAAUAAUUUUGCUGAGUAUUUCAGAUGGAAUCAUGGCAUUAGAAUUAUAAUAAUAAUUAUAAUAAUAUGCCAUUUAGCAGACGCUUUUAUCCAAAGUGACUUACAGUCAUGCGUGCAUAUUUUUUUAUUUUUUUUAUUUUUGUGUAUGGGUGGUCACGGGGAUCGAACCCACUACCUUGGCGUUACAAGCGCCGUGCUCUACCAGCUGAGCUACAGAGGACGAUCAAUGCAACAUGCUGCUUUGCAUAGCCUAUGUAGAUAGAAUGUACCAUAGGCCACCAAAAUUGAGCUCCUUCGAGAGGCACCUGGCUGGCUACUUUUUCUAUUUGGCUGGCUAAAACACUGCCUAUUUAUCCUGACCAGCCUGUUUUUAGAUUACUGUGCGUGUGAGAAUAUAGAGUAUGUUUGUCUCAUUGUUGUUAUCACAUGUAUGUGAUUUCCUAACACACUUCUUUUCCUCCCUUCAGUCGGGCCAGGGAGGCCCCCAGCCCCAGUCCAUGUACCACUCUGGGCCCCUGUCAGCGCCCACACCCCCUAACAUGCCCCCUGGCCACAGCUCUCCCCAGGCCUCUUACCCCAUGCAGGGCUACAGCCUGCCCACCCACCAGCCCAUGGCCCAACACUACCCAGGUCUGGGACAGCUCACACAGGUAAUAAACACCAGGCUACUCUGGACCGACAGCCCACAUACUCUCUCCUCUCUCUCUCUGGAGAGUUGAAUGUAACAGAUCUAAGCGAACAAUGAUACUAAGUCAAACAAUAAUGUGACAAUAUCAGAUGUAGCACAAGUCAGAAGUCUAUUUGUUUAAAUUACGUAAGCCGAUACAAGCUUCACUCCGUUGAUCUACGCGUGUGGGUGGAGUCCGAUUUUAUUUUUUUUUUUUUUUUGGGAUCAGCGGAAACCUGUUGGUAACAUAAUAAUAAUAAUAAUAAUAAUAAUAAUAAUAAUAAUAUGCCAUUUAGCAGACGCUUUUAUCCAAAGCGACUUACAGUCAUGCGUGCAUACAUUUCUGUGUAUGGGUGGUCCCGGGGAUCGAACCCACUACCUUGGCGUUUAAAGCGCCGUGCUCUACCAGCUGAGCUACAGAGGACCACUAACAUGAUGCCCUCGCCGGUCCGUGUUUCCUAGACUGCCAUUCACAAGUCUUCUCAUUUGUGGUGAGAGUUACGUUAGUCUUCCCUUGCUAAUAGUAACUAGCUGGCUUUAACCUGGCUAAAAACAGGACGCUAGCUAGCCUUUUUAGCUUACCACAUCUCCUUGUCAAAUAAUCAGAUGUAUAGUUAAAUAUAAUGUGCCAUGGCAAAUAUUGUUAUACUUGCCAGUGUAACCUACAACAGUAUCUCAAUUUGAUAUGCUGCUUCAAUGUAUUUGCUCCCAUAUCAGCUAAAAAUAGUGUCAUAUCACGGAGAAAAGGCACAUGGCUACUAGCUGUUUUUACUGUUUCAAAAUAUCCUGGAAUCACAGUUAUUACUUCUCAACAAAAUACCUUUUUGUGGGGAUUCUAAUAAGGCAACAAUGUUUGGGUUUUGUUUAAACAGGCACUGAGAUUAUAGUUGGUUAUCAAUGCAACAUGCUGCUUUGCAUAGCCUAUGUAGAUCAGAUCAAGAAACCAAGCAACAGUUUCAUUGCCUACACAACACUGUAGAGCCCUGCACUGGCAUGAACUUUAAGCCCGAGCCCUACCCAUGCCUGCGACGUUCAGGCCCUACCCAGGCCGAUUGCUUCUGCCAAAUUUAAGGCCCUGCCCAAAAUAACUUCCUCUAUUAGUAAAUCCAUUAGCUGCUCCUGUCACUUGCUCCCUAUGCGCAGCUCGCUUUGCUUACGGUGGCUCUAAGUCUGGGUAUUGAUAGCUACGGCUCAGCUGGGGCUGCUCUGCUCAAUGACGAGACACGAGAGAGCAGUUAGCUGCUAGCUACUUUUGGUCACUCUAAACUCUUGACAGCUCAAGGAACAUUAUAUUCUGUGAAAUAAUCUCUCCUGUCUUUAUAUUGUAUGUUGAAGCACUUUUGACACCAUGUCAUGAUCUUAAUCAGGCCUGUCGGGGUCGGUUAGCAGUGUUCUAUUAACCUCUUAAGGAUUGGACCCUUUUUUCCCAUUUUCGCCUAAAAUGACAUACCCAAAUCUAACUGCCUGUAGCUCAGGACCUGAAGCAAGGAUAUGCAUAUUCUUGAUACCAUUUGAAAGGAAACACUUUGAAGUUUGUGGAAGUGUGAAAUUAAUGUAGGGGAAUAUAACACAUUAGAUCUGGUUAAAGAUAAUACAAACAAAAAACAUGCGUUUUCUAUUUAUUUUAUAAUCUUUGAAAUGCAAGCGAAAGGCCAUAAUAUAAUAUUGCAGUUUAGGCGCAGUUUAGAUUUUGGCCACUAGAUGGCAGCAGUGUGUACACAUUUUUCAGAUUGAUCCAGUGAAGCAUUGCAAUACUGGACUAUUUUGUAUCAAGUCUGCCCAAAUGUGCCAAAUUGGUCGAUUGAUACAUUUUCAAGUACAUAACUAUAGAGAACAAACCAAAAUUAUAUGGUAAUACAAAAUGUAAGUUAACACACUCCCAGGAAUGUCAUACAUGAUGGAUCAUUAGCUUAUACACUAACUUUCACACAGGGUGGCUGUGGAGCCAGAGACAGCAUGGGUUCAAACUGUAGAACCCAGUUCCUACAUUUGAAUAUACACAUUUAUUUUAUCAAACAAAAUGAUGCUACAUUUUAUGUCUGGGACCUUUAGGAUGAAAAAUCAGAGCAAGAUUACUGAAUAUAAGUACAUUAUUUAUCUUCAGAGGUGAAUGUAUCAAACCAGUUGCUGUGAUAAGUUUUUUGUUGUUGUGCACUUUCCUCAAACAAUAGCAUGGUAUUUUCUCACUGUAAUAGCUACUGUAAAUUGGACAGUGCAGUUAGAUUAACAAUAAUUUAAGCUUUGUGCCCAUGUAAGACAUGUCUAUGUCCUGGAAAGUUUGCUGUUACUUACAACAGUCAUGUUAAUCACAUUAGCGCACGUUAGCUCAACCGUCCCGUAUACAGGACACCAAUCCCAUAGAGGUUAAUGCUGGCCCCACAAUGAACUCUUCGUAGUCAGAUUUGUAGCUACGUUCUACAAGGAGCCACCCAUUUUGUGACGUAAAACAUUUACGUACUGCGUUGCGCUCAAUCUUUCCAUCCAUCUCUAGUCUGUAGACCACUAUUCUUGAAUUAAAUAUGGUUGUUAGAAAUGACACCAUCUCGCCCCCUCUCGCUCCAGGCCCACGUUGCCCAAGGUAUGUCUGGCCCCCACCACCAAGGAGGCCACGGCCCGCCCCAGAUGAUGCUGCACUACGCCCCGCCCCCACAGCAAGGCCCAGGCUCCGCCCAGCAGCAUGGCCCACCCCCCCAGCAGGGGGCGCACCAACACUACUACAUCCAACACCCACAGGGUAAGUAAAUUAAAGUAUUGCAGCUACACAUCUCCAAUAUAAAUUAGCUUUACAUUUCCAGAUCUUCGUCAGUGACUGUUGUUCUGUGUUCUAGCAGUACAGGUGCAGGCUCACCCCACCCAGCAGCUCUCCUUCCACCCCCCUGGAAACUGACACCCCUACCUACACCUAGAGGACCACAGAGGAUGGAAGAGGGGGAGGGGAGCUGAGGACAGGAAGCUGAGGCCCCCAAUCCCUCCCUGAGUCUUCAUGACUGACCCAAUCCCGUUGAGGGACACAAUCAAGUUGUUCUCUGAUCGGCUAAACUGGUCUGAGAAAUGAAGCCCCCUUCUGGAACCACCGCCGCCACACUUCCCUCUCCUCUCGCCCACAAAAUAAGCAACUUGUUUUUUUUCCAGUUUUUUACCCAGAGUUCUUUUAGUUAAAGAGAGCGCGAGAGAGAAUAAGAGAAAGAGCCCGUCAAAGGCUCCCGUUCUGCUACUCUGUUUGGGACAGAGAAAAAUAAUAAUUUCUUUUGUUUUUAUGAAAGCCUAGAAAGACUGAGUCGUCCUCGCUAGCUGGUUCCAUUUUUGAGAGGAUUGACAUGGCGAAAGCAUCGUCUCACAGUAGACUGAAGCGACUCUGCAGAGAGUUAUAGGACUUAUCACAAUGAAACUUGCUCCCUUUUAACCCCUACCUACUUCCUUUGACCUCCUCCCCAUCUCCCUUUCUCCUUUUACAGGUAACCAUUAAUAAAUAAUGAAACUAUUAAAAAAAUGGAAAAAUCAUACAAAAAUAAAGUUUUAAACUCAACCUCAAA